This is a messenger RNA of Cydia splendana, 2917 nucleotides long. RefSeq names its product zinc finger CCCH domain-containing protein 13-like. The record is from RefSeq and is a predicted model, not a curated record. Lineage: Eukaryota; Metazoa; Arthropoda; Insecta; Lepidoptera; Tortricidae. The transcript has 3 exons. The coding region runs from base 211 to 2751 and encodes 846 amino acids.
ACUCGUUUUAGCAUUGUCGUAUGCUGUGGGCGGCCCAUGAAAAUUGAAUGCACUGUAGCGCUUAAUCGAAAUUCACGCUUGCGACUGCUUUCCAGCAAUAUAAAAGGAGGUAGCAGCUCUACCACAUUCAGUUAGAAGACGACCGUCAAAGGAGCACUUCUAUACUACAUCACGAAGGAAGAAAUCCAUACAAAAAGGGCUACUGUUACUAUGCAUAACGGGUGUCUACUGCUUCUUGCCUUUGUCGCGGUAUUCCAGCCGAUUGCUUCGUACACUGAGCGCGGCCUCGUUAAUGGAAGGCAGGAACGCUGUGACUAUCGGACAUCGGUGCACGACCCGGAACUCAACUUUCAUGGAACUUACCGCUUUAACAAACCUGCCGUGGAAGAUCGCCGCCUAAACCAGAGGGACGAUAUUCGUCAGCUCCGCCGUAAUGGAGUGAAGGAAGAAACACUUCGUAUCGCUUCAUCUUCAGACAGGCGGCUUGCUGAUACCGUGGAAAGGGAGAGGAUUACGUUGACGAGGUUUUCUAGCGAUCGCAUCGGAAACGACGCUCUCCUACGCCGCGAAAUUCGCAAUACACGUCCCGUUUCCAGUAACCGUGACGAGCGGAAGCAAGAAAUCCGACGUAAGCGCCUUUCAACAGCGCAAGAAUCCGACCAAGCUCGCUUCUCUGGCCGCCGAGAGAACAGCAGAUUGUCUGUAGAUGAAAACCGUUCUCAAAGACACGAUAACAAGCGCUUCAAUGAAAGGAUUUCAGUGGAAUCUCGACGAGAUACCCGAGACAAUGGAAUCAAUGCAGACAAGCAACGAGUUCGAGAACAUCGGGAAGUACGUUUUGAUACCAACCGAGCGAGAGAUAAUGGAGCAAGCAGUUUGAUAGAAGGUCGUAUUGCGAGAGAGGCUGUUCAAAAGAUGGACACGCGGCGUCCUGUGUCCAGAAUUCAACCGGACCGCAAUGCGGACCGUGAAACUCUUAACCGACGUUCCAGCAGGGAAAUAAGCUCGUCAACCUCGGGCGAUAGGGUAAAUCGAGCUAGUGACAAUGAAGGGUCGCGAUUCGUCGUCGAACAAAGACAGCGUGAUUCUCAGAUCCGACUAACAGUUGAACGAAGAAAUAACCGAGAUUCUGCCAGCCGCAGAGUUCUAGAUGAUCGUAUCUCAGAAACUCGCAGAAACGCUCAACAAGCCCCAUCUGCUGACACCCGAAGGGAAAUCCGAGAUACCGAAAAUGAAGCUAGACUGGCGAGAGCAGUAAGAUCCGUAGAUGAUCGUGUUAUCCGAAAGGAACUUAGUAGGUCCAGGAUAUUUAAGCGUGAAAUGGCUGCAGAAAACCAAAGGAAUGCUCGAAGCAUGGUGGCAUCACUAGAACGAAGCACUGAAUAUCGAAAGGACUCCAGAAGAGAGUUUUCAAAGCGAGUUUUAGAAAACCGUAAUAUUGAAACAGCAACUCGACAAAGCAUUCAUAAUAUUCGUGCAGCGGAAACACGGAAGGCAAUCCGAAAUCCCGAAAUGGAUUUCCGUAUCUUUGAAUUAAAUGCCAAACGCACUGUGGAAACCUGCGUUCACGAUCGAGAACCGUCGAGUGAACACCGAAUGUCUCGAAUCACAAGAGAGCGAUCACAGGAAAAUCGACGGCUUACUCGCAAUGUUCGAUCCCAAACUAUAAGAACUGAACGCGUUGAAGAAGACCGACAAGAAGCUCGUAACGUUGGAAUCCGAGCUUUUAGAACUGAGCGAUCUGACGAGAGCGGACGGGACGCUCGAAAUUUUGAGGUCCGAGCAUUCAGAAAUGAACGCGCUGUUAGAAGCCAGCGAGAUUCUCGCUCUGUUGGAACACGAUCGUCCCCAACUGAACGCUCUGAAUUCAGGACUGAGCGCACUGACGAAAGUCGACGUGAUGCUCGCACUGCUGGAAUACGAGCAUUCAGAUCUGGGCGCACUGAUGAAAACCAAAGAAAUACUCAAAGCGCUGACAUUCGAACAGAUGCUCGAAGUAAUGGAGUCCUUGUAUUUAGGACUGAACGAACUGAGAAAGGCCGUCAACAUGGUCGAGCUAUUGAAAGCGCUACUUAUCGUCGGGACACUCAGGGCAUUGAAAGGCAAACUCGUUCACUUGACCGUGUCACUGAUUCCCGUCGGGACAGUCAAAAUAAUAACAGGGAUGCUCGUAUCCAGGAAAGGACACUUGAAAGCCGCCGCAUGGUUCGAAAUAUUGUAUCUCGAGCUGAAGAUGAACGAGCUAAUAACCGAAGAGCUACUCGUAGCCUAGAAAGACACAUUCGAUCAAUGGGACGUGAAAGCUAUAUGGAAAGCCGUUUGAACCGAGAUUCCAGAACAUUCACGCUGGAUCGCCGAUCAGAAGAAACGAGGCGUGGAUCUGAUCGUGCGAUUGAACGUCAAGACAAACGCGACUCGCUUGAAAACAGGCGCAUUUUCACCUUUCAGCGAGAAUCGCGGAGGGACACCCAAAGGACCCUUGAUAGAGACAACCUUGCAAGACGACAUAUGGAAACUGAAUCUCGAAACAGCUUCGACACAGAGUUUGCCAGAAAGCGAGAAUUCCAGAGCAUGUCCAGGAACACCGCCCAAACCGAGAAUGAGACAACCAUGAUGAACUGGCAGUACAUUUUGUACACACUGCAAGGACUUUACAUUUGCGGGCUGCUGAUUCAGUUGGGCGGGAGCGCCGAAAAGAAAACCAGGGUAUCUUGGUGGCCGGCGCCUCAGCAUCUCAUCAAAGUGGAUUAAAUAACACGUCAAGAAUAUAUUUAUUAGUAGUAGAGGAUAGUAUGGCUAAAUGUACCUAUGUAGUUCUAUAGUUCUUACAGACAAGAUAGUUGUGAAUUGAUGUAUGCAAACAUAUUAUGUAGAGAACAUUAAAAUAUAUUGUCCGUUAUUAAAUAUUUUUUUAUUU